Messenger RNA from Kwoniella botswanensis, 3297 nucleotides. RefSeq lists its product as uncharacterized. The transcript has 9 exons. Gene Ontology annotation, molecular function: DNA-binding transcription factor activity; sequence-specific DNA binding. The record is from RefSeq and is a predicted model, not a curated record. NCBI's taxonomy places the organism in Eukaryota, Fungi, Basidiomycota, Tremellomycetes, Tremellales, Cryptococcaceae. Gene Ontology annotation, biological process: regulation of DNA-templated transcription; phosphorelay signal transduction system. Bases 1 to 3297 code for a protein of 1098 amino acids.
AUGUCGAGGAUACCAUCGGGACCACCUUACUCUUAUCAGUUACAUCCUCAAGGCGGAACAGGGUAUUAUCCCAACCCUUCACUUGCUGGUAAUCCCUUACCUCCAGUAAUUCAUCAAGGUCUACCACCACCACCUACGUCUUAUCCGCCCGAUCCAAAUUUAUACCCUUACGAACGUCAUCCUCAAGCUAUCAACGGUGGGUGGACCACAGCGGGUCCGAUUCCAGGUCCAGGUCCUCCAGGGGGCAUACCACUAGAGGCGUACAAUGCAGCUGCCGGACCAUCUAGACCUGGCACUGCUGGUGGACCCGAUCCCCACCAAGCUUAUGCACAACCUGCUCGAUCAUCUCCUAGUCAACCUGUUCCACCUCGUCAACAGCCCAAUCCUAACAUUCCUUGGUCAUCCGUUCAACCUGUUGUUACUCCCACGUCAAACACCAGAGGAGGGGUAAAAUUAGAAGAUCUAGUAUCGACUUCAGAUCGACGGGCCGGGCCAGGACCUGCACAGACCAAAGUCAAUCAGGCUGGUGGAGGGAAUGAAAGCAGCAAUAAGAGACCCAAUACGUCCGGGAACAACGAUGGUUCAGCUGCAGGCGGAGGUGGAGGAGGGGGACAACAAGGACCAUCGGAAUUUAUCAAGAAGUUGUAUAAGAUGUUAGAAGAGGAAAGUGCGACGUAUGGGAAAGGAAAAGCUGCAGGUCAGCCUAGGGGAAAAGAUGGGAAAAGAGGUUCAGUAGGCUGGGGUAGAGGUGGAACGAGUUUUGUGGUUUGGGAUAUGAACGAUUUUACUACUAAAGUAUUACCCCAGACAUUCAGACAUUCCAACUUUUCGAGUUUUGUCAGACAGCUGAACAAAUAUGGGUUCUCAAAGAUCAAGCAUGUCGAUGAGGAAUCAGGGACCAUCAAGGAGAAUGUAUGGGAAUUCCAACAUCCUAGUUUCGUAGCUGGUGGAAAGUCCGAUCUGGAGAACAUCAAGCGAAAAGCGGUAGCUCCACGUAAGACAGCUGGUGAAGGGGAUGAUACUUCCCCUAGAGCAUUCGGUCUUUCAGCCGAAGAUUCCAGUAGGAUCAAUGUAAUGGAGAAUAGGAUAGUGACGCUGGAGGGAAAACUUGAAAGAGCGUUAGAAGAAGUCAGAGAAGCCAGAGCUAGAGAAUCGGGAGUAAUGGGUGUACUGAAGGAGAUUAUCCACCAUCUGGCAGCUAGUGAAAGAGAGACCUCCGGAUCCCCCAUGAGUGAAGGGAAUUACUCGCCCCGUAUCCUACACCUGUUCAAAGCUUUCGAUUCGAUACCCCAGCAAGGAGUCAGAUCAGCUCCAUCGACAGAAUAUGGUGCACCUGUAUCAGCCCUUCCAUACCCUGCACAAAUGUCGGGUCAGUACAGCAUGAGCGCUGCUCCUAGCUUUAACCCACUGUAUUCAAAUGCAGGGACCACUCAGACGUCGCCUAGAACAGAAGGGACACCCAGCAGGGGUAGUAGGGGAAGUGUCAGCGGACCGGUAUCCGCUGGAGGUAUGAGGAAUGUCUCUGGUGCUCCUAGUCGAAUGGGUAGUAUCUCAGGUCCCGUAGGCGCGCCUCCUCCCCCCACCCAACAAGCUGUUGCCCCGCCGCCUACAGCUUUACCUCCUCUAGCUUCUAGCGCAACUGUCCAACCCGAUUCUAUCAUGCCGAAAGAGGAAAUCAUCGAAUCAGCAGGUGAAAUGCCAACGCUAUACAACGGUGAACCACUGGGUAUGACGCCCAUGUUUGCCGAAACUCCCGCAUGGUUAACGGAGGGUACUCAAGCUCCCAUGUCUAUGUAUCAUCGAAAAUCAUCGGACGGAUCAACGCUGAGAAUGAUGUAUGAUGUAUUGAGUGGUGGAGGGGUGAAUAACCCCACGGGUAGAUUUGCGGAAGAAGGUAAUGCUGUUCCUCUAGCUACCGGGGCAAGUAACUCUGCGGUUGCAGGAGAAGUCAGUGGAUUAGAAUCUAUACCUGAACAAGAGUCUACCGAACAAGUUCAAGGUCAAGCUUCAGCGUCUCAAAUUGUAGAUAUGGUGAUACCACCUCCUGGAGGAUUCGAAAAUGCCGAUCUAAGUGAUAUAAAAGGUAAAUCAGCUGUGUCAGUAUCAGCAGGAGAUGGGAAUGUCAUCUCGGCCUCAUCAUCAAAUUCCAAUGGUGGCGUGAAUGGACACGGACAUUCCAAGACGUUCAAAAAAUCAUCACCGAAAUCUACCCAUUCAGGAUCAACUAUCAAACCUCAUUGGGCCACUACCCCAAAAAUAUUAGUUGUAGAAGAUGAUUUGGUUUACAGGCAACUAUCAUCCAAGUUCUUGAGUAAAUUCGGAUGUGUAACGGAAACGGUCGAAAAUGCUCAAGGGGCCGUGGAAAAGAUGAAUAAGGAUAAAUACGAUUUGGUGUUGAUGGAUAUUUUCUUCGGACCGAAUAUGGAUGGUCGGAAAGCCACUUCGCUCAUCCGUCAAUUCGAUAAUUAUACACCUAUCAUCUCGAUGACAUCCAAUGCACAGCCUCAGGACGUCGAUUCGUACAUCCGUUCAGGAAUGAACGAUAUCCUUGCUAAACCAUUUACGAAGCAUGGGUUAUUCUUGAUCUUGGAUAAACAUCUGAUGCAUUUACGACAAGCACAGAUAUACGAGAAGAUCAUACCCAUCUCAGUGGGUGUCCCACCAUUAUCGGACCAACAUGUCCAAGAAGCCCUGGCGAUAUCUGCUGCGACCAUACAGAAUCAGGGCAAUGCGGGAUUGUUAAUGGGUCUAAGUGGGAAUGGUGAUCUGAAUACCAAUUCGAUGGGUGGGUCUGGGGAUAUUGCAGCCGAUGGAGGAGAGAACGACCAUGAUGAGGAGGUCAUCAUGCGGAACCCGCUGGCGGGUAGUGGGUGGAGUGAUGAGACUUAUCAAUUGGUUUUACAGCAAUUCCUAGCAACUGGGAUGAUGCCAGAUGCCAACAGUCUUUCCAGCGGAUCGAUCGGUACAGGUAUAAUACUCGGUGAUCCAUCUUCGAUCUCGACGGGAUUCCUAUCUCCUGGAGGGAGUGGAGGGAAUAAUCGUAAAAGACCAAUAGAAGCUUUGAACGAUGAUGGGAGUGUCAUACCUAACGAAUGGGAUGGUUCCAACCCCAACUCGAUUCAACAGGUUGAUCCGACUCAGACCGGUUUAGGUCCUGGGAUGGGUUUCGUCAAUGGAAUUACUAUCGGUUUCUUACCCAGUAAUUCAAGUUUCAUACCUUCCAAUUCGAAUGGGAUGACUCAAGAGGAUGGGAAUGGAGGGAGGGAAAAUAAGAGAGCAAGAGGUGUUGUAGGUUAG